AUGGCUCCUUCCGCCAUGGGCCUCUGCCCGAUGCGUUGUGCUCGUCAGACGACCGGAGAAGUGCGAGCUCGACCCUGCCGUGUCUGCUCCCAAAGAAUCGGUUCUUGUGUGCAAAAGUUCAUCUCCCUGAUACCCGCCGAGCAGCAACUCGACGGUCAAUCUAAUGCGGGCUAG
This is a messenger RNA of Chaetomium globosum CBS 148.51, 174 nucleotides long. RefSeq lists its product as uncharacterized. The transcript is spliced from 2 exons. NCBI's taxonomy places the organism in Eukaryota, Fungi, Ascomycota, Sordariomycetes, Sordariales, Chaetomiaceae. The record is from RefSeq and is a predicted model, not a curated record. The coding region runs from base 1 to 174 and encodes 57 amino acids.